This is a messenger RNA of Cryptomeria japonica (Japanese cedar), 2354 nucleotides long. Its product is annotated as ATP-dependent 6-phosphofructokinase 6. Gene Ontology annotation, molecular function: ATP binding; 6-phosphofructokinase activity. The transcript has 14 exons. Gene Ontology annotation, cellular component: cytoplasm. Lineage: Eukaryota; Viridiplantae; Streptophyta; Pinopsida; Cupressales; Cupressaceae. Gene Ontology annotation, biological process: glycolytic process; fructose 6-phosphate metabolic process. The record is from RefSeq and is a predicted model, not a curated record. The coding region runs from base 302 to 2083 and encodes 593 amino acids.
GGGCAGAUGAUGGGACCCUGGUUUAGCAGACAUUGAAUUGUAUAGCCAAUCACAUUUUCCUCUGCUUUUCAAAUUCGGAACUUUCGGCAACAGUAAUGGCGGGUUUGACUCAAAACCACGGUUUGUCCGCACUCUGUCUUGCUUAGCCGCAAUUUAUCACUAAACAACCUGCCAAAAACUAUUAUAUUAACGGAUCUCUUCUAAUGUGUCCACUGCAACGAACGAUCAGCUUUCUCACGGUUAUUUUUGUAUUCGAAUUUCUUGUUGAAGGAGAAGAAAAAUUUAAGUUUCUUGAAUUUGAAUGGCCACUUCUGCUUCCCUUUCUGAUUUCAGUACUCAGCACUUGGUCGCCGAGAAGCAGUCAUGUCAUUACUCCUGUAGCAGGUUCUAUGGUGGCAGCCAUAGGACCACUCGAGUUGUUUUGAAGCAUAAGUUCUUGUUCUUGUCUGGGGACGUAAGAUUAAGCAGUUUUCAUCGCCGGAAAGCCGGUUAUUUAAAGCGUGGCGGUGUUCGGUUCCCGAGAGCAGAGUUGCAGAGGGAGAAUUCUGAUUUUGGGUUCGUGCUUGAUGGUGUGCCUCAUCUCUCCGAUUGGCUGCCCAAUUUAACUACUUACCCAAAUCCUUUACGAGACAACCCUGCCUAUUCUGACGUUGAGCAGUUCUUUGUUCAUCUGGAUGAUGUGGUUCCUAAAGAUAUUGUUGUGCGAAUGAACAGCCCAAGAGGAAUUCAUUUUCGUCGUGCAGGACCACGGGAAAGGGUCUGUUUUAAACCGGAUGAAGUGCGUGCUUGUAUAGUAACAUGUGGAGGAUUGUGCCCCGGACUGAAUACUGUCAUUCGUGAAAUUGUAUGCGGUUUACAGAACAUGUAUGGAGUUACUGAUGUGCUUGGUAUUGUGGGAGGUUACAAAGGUUUUUAUUCUCACAAUACAAUUCCAUUAAAUCCAAAAGUUGUCAAUGAUAUUCACAAACGUGGGGGUACAAUUCUUGGUACUUCACGGGGUGGUCAUGUGACUUCUAAAAUAGUUGACAGCAUUCAAGACCGUGGCAUCAAUCAGGUCUACAUACUUGGAGGUGAUGGAACUCAGAGAGGAGCAACUGUUAUUUAUGAGGAAAUCCAAAGACGGGGUUUGAAAGUGGCAGUUGCUGGGAUUCCUAAGACUGUUGAUAAUGACAUUGCGAUAAUUGACAAGUCAUUUGGUUUUGAUACGGCUGUUGAGGAAGCACAAAGGGCAAUCAAUGCGGCACAUGUAGAAGCAGAAAGUGCAGAAAAUGGUGUGGGUCUGGUGAAGCUUAUGGGUCGAUACAGUGGAUUCAUUGCUAUGUACGCCACACUUGCCAACAGGGAUGUGGAUUGUUGUCUAAUCCCCGAAUCCUCCUUCUAUCUUGAAGGGGAAGGUGGACUUUAUGAAUUUGUUAAGAAACGUAUUAAUGACAAUGGGCAUGCUGUAAUAGUGGUUGCGGAAGGUGCGGGACAGGAGCUUGUUGCUGAAUCUAUGCAGAGUAUGGAUAAAGCGGAUGCUUCAGGAAACCAAUUACUGCUGGACGUUGGUUUAUGGCUCUCCCAAAAACUCAAGGAUCAUUUUCGUACAGAGCACAAAGUGCUGAACUUGAAGUAUAUUGACCCAACUUACAUGGUCCGUGCGAUUCCAAGCAAUGCAUCGGACAAUGUCUACUGUUCUCUUCUGGCCCAAAAUGCCAUUCAUGGAGCUAUGGCAGGAUACACUGGUUUCACUGUUGGUUCGGUGAAUGGCAAACAUGUUUAUAUUCCUAAUGCUCAUAUUACAGAGACUCGGAAGCAAGUCAAUACCACUGACCGUAUGUGGGCAAGGUUGCUCUCUUCUACAAACCAACCUAGUUUCCUAAGGUACGAAGAGAUCAUGAAAUCCAAGAGGGAAAAAGAAUCAACCAAAAUGCUGGAAGAACUUGAUGCCCGUAUUGAGAAAACCAAUUCCUCUACUGUACCGGAGAAUGGACUUGAUAUGAAGACAGCGGAGACUGCUCGUAAAGAGAAUGGUGUGGCUGGGAACAAAUUGUAUGCUACUGUAAAGAAUAAAGAGAAGAAGAAAGAAGAGGGAGCUAACUAAAGGUCCUGUAGUGCUUUAAAAUAUCCGCAUCUCAUAUUACAAAACAUUGUUUAGAUUACGAGGCAAAGUGAAGCUUUUAAUAGGAAGCACCGCAGCAACGGAGUUAUUCAAUUAGUAGUGAGUGAUAUAUAGAUAGAGAAUCCAGCGAGUUUGUUCUGGUUUAUAAUCCAUGCUCCAUUUGAGCUUUUACAGGGUGUGCACUGCACCACUAGAUUUUCAUUUGUAAAGUUUAUUAAUUUUGACAUUAUAGUACCAAUUUAAUUUGGCACAA